AGGAGGCAGCAGACUCUUAUUUGGUUCACCGUUUCCACUUUCACACUACCAUGUUUUCACGGAAAUAACACCUACAGAGCAUUAAAAUCAAUCAAAAUAGAACAAUGAAUGACCGCCAACUUGAUCUCACAGAGGCGCAAAAGGCCAUCAAAUCAAAGUAUCCUCCCAUCAACAAGAAAUACGAGUAUCUUGAUCAUACUGCAGAUGUCCAGAUUCAUUCAUGGGGAGAUUCUCUGGAAGAGGCUUUUGAACAGUGUGCAAUGGGCAUGUUUGGCUACAUGUCGGACACAGAAACUGUUGAACCCACUGACACUCUAGAAGUAGAAUCAGAAGGAGAUGAUAUGGAGUCACUCCUCUUUCAUUUCCUGGGUGACUGGCUAUUCAAGUUCAGCGCUGAUUUAUUCUUCAUUCCCAGGGAAGUCAAGGUUUUGAACAUAGACCGAAUGCGCUGGAAAAUCCGCUCAAUAGGGUGGGGUGAAGAAUUCAACAUAAAUAAGCAUCCGCAGGGAACAGAAGUGAAAGCAAUCACUUACUCUGCUAUGCAAGUACAUGACACGGAGAAACCAGAGAUCUUUGUCAUCAUCGAUAUUUAAAAAACUAAAUACACGUUACAUAUAAUUUAAUGCCUUGUGUGAAUUGUGAUGAUUUUAAAAGAUUGUACCUUCUUGUUGGAAUGGACAUCUGAGAGGUGUCUUUUCUGUAAACUAUGAAAUGUUUUGUGGAUUACAUGGAUGAAAUACUUUUUUUGGUCUGAUUUUCAUUAUUAAUAAUGACAUUAAAGUACCCCUGUUAUGGGUUUUGUGAAAUUGA
This is a messenger RNA of Carassius auratus (goldfish), 810 nucleotides long. RefSeq names its product protein archease-like. The transcript has 7 exons. The record is from RefSeq and is a predicted model, not a curated record. Gene Ontology annotation, biological process: tRNA splicing, via endonucleolytic cleavage and ligation. The coding region runs from base 105 to 593 and encodes 162 amino acids. Lineage: Eukaryota; Metazoa; Chordata; Actinopteri; Cypriniformes; Cyprinidae. Gene Ontology annotation, cellular component: tRNA-splicing ligase complex.